Orbilia oligospora ATCC 24927 is the source of this 2085-nucleotide messenger RNA. RefSeq lists its product as uncharacterized. Gene Ontology annotation, biological process: arachidonate metabolic process. The coding region runs from base 1 to 2085 and encodes 694 amino acids. Lineage: Eukaryota; Fungi; Ascomycota; Orbiliomycetes; Orbiliales; Orbiliaceae. The transcript is spliced from 7 exons. The record is from RefSeq and is a predicted model, not a curated record. Gene Ontology annotation, cellular component: membrane.
AUGGAGAAGAAGGAACUAGAGGCUCUGGCUAUGGCGUACACUGACCCUCCCCAAUACUUCCUCACACCGCCUCACGAGCGCGACAUACUAAAUGAAAUGGCUUUCAGUUCGAACAGGUUUUCUUACAUGGCACCGGCAGCUGUCAACUCGCCACCGUUGAGAAUUUUGUCACUAGAUGGAGGAGGGGUCAAAGGAUAUUCUUCGCUCCUGCUGUUGCAGGAAGUCAUGUAUCGGUUGUUCGUAGAACUUAACGGAAGACCGCCUCAAAUGCACGAGAUUCCCUUACCUUGUGAUCAUUUUGAUAUGAUUGCUGGUGUUGGAACUGGCGGUCUUAUAGCUCUUAUGCUUGGACGGCUGCGCAUGGAUGUCGAAAGUUGCAAAGAACAAUGGGUAAAGAUGGCCAAGCGAGUAUUUGAAACCGACAAAACUAUUGCAGGAAUCCCCUUCAAAACAACCGUCUUCAAAGCAUCGAAACUUGAGACGGUCAUUAAAGAAAUUACAAAAGAGUAUACUGCUGGUGAAAACGAAGAUGCAAAGAGGCAAAAAAUGAAGGCCUUGCAACACAAGAAGAAUUUUAGCAUGGACUCGAAGGAUAGUACGGGAAGGACGAGGGCGAGCAGUUCAUCAAGUGGAGAGACAGCCUACAGCAGGCGGAGCGACGAGCUUAGAAUGUUGGCUGGAGAUGACGACUCAAUACUAUAUGAAAAGGGCAUGAAGUUUGAAUAUCUUACAAAACUUAAAUCAUCAUCAGAUGGUGCUUUGGUCGGACCGAAGACUCCUGGAGACGCGGAGGCAUUGUUAUACGAUCCAAGAGACGACAGAUGCAAGACCUUUGUCGCCGCAAUGUACCAAAACUCUCCAGAAGGUGCAUCUCCAUGUCUUCUCCGAACAUAUUUAUCUUUGUCAUCUUUGAACCCGGAACCCAACUGCAAGAUUUGGGAGGCAGGUCGCGCUACUUCUGCAACAAUGACUGCUUUCAAGCCUAUUCAAAUUGGUCAGACCGUUUUCUUGGAUGAGGGAGCAGGUAGAUACAACAUUACUCCGACAGUCAUCGAGGAAGCGACCUGCAACGAAUGGCCCGGCCGAGCAGUCGGGUGUGUCCUUUCUGUUGGUACUGGCCGACCACCCCCAAAGAAGCAGAGUGGCUCCCAGCCAUGGUGGGAAAGCAAAAUACAUACACCCUUUGACAACUUUGUCGACGCUAAAAAGCGACUAGUACACAAAACACACUUGAGCGAAGAGAUUCACCAGAUGUUGUUAGGAGGAGGAACCAACGGUCUUGAGAAGUGGGGAGUACAGAAGGACGAUUAUUUCCGACUUAAUGUUGACAUGGGUGUUACCGACUUUGCAAUGAAUGAGUGGCAGAGACUAUCAGAUAUCAGCACGAGCACUAAGAGGUGGCUGAAUAGUCCUGAAGGAAAGAAGGUUAUUGGGGAUUGUGCUAUCAAGCUGGCUCACAUCUGGCGAGCAAAAAAUAUCCCGCCUCCAAAGAACCCUCUCCGCCAACAAAUUCCACUCGUGGCAGACCCUCCCAUUGAGCCACUUGUCACACGUUCUCGCCCAGUCUCGCUCUCAGCAGACACUACCCCUCGUCCACCUAGCAGAAUGAGACCGAGAACACAAGCCCACGAGCGCCAACUCUCAUACACCCCAACCUCAACACCUCCUGCCACCAUUUCUCGGGCUAGAACAAUCACGGGUCCGGUCCGCCACAACUCCCAAAAUCUUCAUGAAUACUCCUAUCACAACCCACAUCACCAUCACCAAAAAAGCUUGUCGUUAUCAUCCACAUAUCGGGACUCUUAUUAUACAUCCGAAGAUGAAUCCGAUGAGAUCAAACCGCGCCCACUAAGUGUUCGACAACGAAGCUUUACAACCAGUAGCGCAAGCAAUAGUUCUAGCUCUAUCGUUAUCGACGGUGGAGUUCUAGGAAAUGGGAAAGACAAGAGAUAUUCCGUUUUGAACACAAUACCAACAGCUCCGGUGCCACCAAUCCCACGCCGAGCUAUGACGGAGGGAAGAAUCAAUAUCAGCCCAACUUUGAACCCGAUUCCUAACCCGAAUCCUCCUUCUCCAGACGAAUAA